Messenger RNA from Naegleria fowleri, 2391 nucleotides. RefSeq lists its product as uncharacterized. The record is from RefSeq and is a predicted model, not a curated record. The coding region runs from base 1 to 2391 and encodes 796 amino acids. The transcript has a single exon. NCBI's taxonomy places the organism in Eukaryota, Heterolobosea, Eutetramitea, Acrasida, Naegleriidae.
AUGACGACCAGCACGAAUGUCGAAUCGGGAAUAUCAAAAACACCAUCAUCUUUGAUGAUGUCUUCCAAUAAAUCAAUGAUGGCCUCCUCCAAUGAGACAAACCUUUCGGAGUUCAAUCCUUCAUUAUUGUACAGCUUUUGUACUGGUUGCUCGGAGAGAUAUUUAGAUGGCGAUCAUGGAGGAUACCCUCCGUUUGAAUUUGUAGAAAAUUGUUUUAACGAAAUGGGAAAGAAGGGAGAAAAGGAUAAACAUUUUAUUGCUGAUUUAAUUGUUGGGCUAGAGAGAUAUUCAAAAUUUAUUGAUGUCUCUUUGGAAAUAUUUUCAAAAAGUAUCGCAAAAGAGAAUGAGUUUAUAAUACUUCAAAGAGAGAAGAUCGACUACUCUGUUGUUCUGUACACCAUGUACUUUUUAUUUCCCUCAAUUUUACCUUUAGAAUUUGUAAAGGAUUUUUUGUCAAAUGCCAUGACGCCUUCAAAGAGACAACGCUUCAUACUCUUCAUUUACAAUUCGCAAAACUUGGCCACAUUAUUUAUGGAAGAGUGGAGCAAGCUGUAUGAAAAAGAAUGGAUCGAUACUCAAAUCUUAAGUCCAGUUCGGCAGAAUGAAGAUGCUAUCUCUUCAUGGGCUUCUAAAAUCGUUGGCAAAGACAAGCCACCCAAGAAGUCUGACACAGUGUUUGAACCCUUUAAUUUAACGAUGCAAAAAGAAAAGAAAAAACCAGUUGAAGAAGUGAUUGAAUAUACAUUUAAAACUAAGGAAAUUCCUGAAACCACCUAUAAACCAGAGAAUCCUGCUGUCGCUAAAGCCCUUGACAUGUACAAGGAGAGCAGAAAGUCUAUACCGUUUCUAGACGAAAAGAUUUUAGAGAAUAAUAGGAAGGAAAUUUCGAAACUGAGAGAAGAAAUGGAGAGAGCCAAAGCGCCGAAUGCCUCAUCAACGCUCUCAAGAUCAAGAAAAAAAGACACCUCCGAACCAGCCAUGGAACGCGUCACCUCACCAAAACCAGUGAUCAAAGACAUUGAACAAGUGAGGAAAGUGUUAGAUGCACCUGCCAAUGUCAAACUGAAUGCUGCAGCAAUAUUAAGAGAAGAAGCUCUUAUUCGGAAGAAGCAAGAGAAGGAAGAAGAGAUGCUGAGAAAGUAUGAAUCAGAACUGAGAGACGCAUCUGCUUUCAAGUCAUGGCAAGAAAAUAUGAAGGUUCAAGAUGAAAAGAAGUAUUUAGAAGAAAUCGAAAGAAAGAAGAAGGAAGCGAUGGAGAGUGACAUUAAUGCUCGACUCGUACGAGAUAAUAUUGCCGAGAAAAACAACAAACUUGCUGUGGAACAAAAGAAAAAGCGAGACGAAGAAAUUAAAGAGCUGAAGGAAAAAUUAGAGAAAGAACAAAAGCUCUUGGAAGAGAAAAACAAGGAAUUUGCCAAAGAAAUUCAAGAGAAAAUUCAAGUGGUGAAACAUGAAAUCAAGAAAGAAAAAAAGAGAUCCGCCUAUGAAAUUAAGAAGGAGAGCCAAAAGAAUGAAAAGUUCAUCAAGCAACAACAGGAAGAAGAGCAACGAAAGCGUGAGGAGCUCAUCAAACAAAUUCGAGCUCUUGUAAAUGCUCCAAAAAGGCAAACCAAGACAUUUGAUCGAACAGAAACAUCAGAGGUGGGAUUAUUGGCUGAAAUGUCUAUUGUUCAACUGAAAGAACGGUUAGAAGAGUUGAAAAAGCUUGAGGAGCAAGAAAGAGAGGAACGAAAAACAAACAUUCUCUCAAAAAAGAAAGAAAAGGAGAUGGAAAUGCAAAACAAACUAAAUCUUUUGAGAAGGCACAGAGACCAAAUGAAAAAAGAAAGAACAACGAAUCGAAUGAAAAAGCUUGAAAUGAUCGAAAUGCACACCAAGAAUGCAGAAGAAUUACGAAAAGAAGCGCUUCUGUCCCUGAGUGAAAAGUUAGAACAGAAACGGGAACUCAAACUUAAAGAACAACGACUUCAAGAAGAACUCAAACAAGAACGACUGAAAGAGAAACAACGACUUCAUCAAGAAAAGGAAAAUGUCAUCAAAAAGCAUUGGGAGAAUCAAGAAAUUGGAGCUGAAAGAAGUGCUCUGAAACGAAUCGAACAAAGCAAGAAGGAAGCACCAAUACGCAACACUGCCAAGAGAAUUGGUUUAUUGAAAUCGUCUUCCAUGAAAGAUAGAGACAAGACCAAUCCUAUUGCGUACACGGUGGGAGGAGAUAGUGAGCAAGACCAGCAACAAACCAAUGCAUCAACCCCACGCGAUGAAACUUCCACCACCCUCCAACCAUCUUCUGAAUCUUAUGUGCCUCAAGAGUCGUCAUCAUCAUUGCCAUCCAACACCACCAACAAUUCCACCACCAUUAUGGACAAGGAAGCGACAGCUGUGUUGGUGUAA